Messenger RNA from Eurypyga helias (sunbittern), 1426 nucleotides. It is a transcript of the gene TTC14, whose product is annotated as tetratricopeptide repeat domain 14. NCBI's taxonomy places the organism in Eukaryota, Metazoa, Chordata, Aves, Eurypygiformes, Eurypygidae. The record is from RefSeq and is a predicted model, not a curated record. The transcript is spliced from 5 exons. The annotation marks the transcript as partial. Gene Ontology annotation, molecular function: protein binding.
UGUGAAGGCUGGGGUCGAUUAUUUCAAGGUCGGGCGCCACGUGGAAGCCAUGAACGAGUACAACAAGGCUUUGGAAAUUGACCCGCAGAACGUGGAAGCUUUGGUAGCCCGUGGAGCUCUGUAUGCGACAAAAGGAAGUCUGAACAAAGCCAUAGGUGAUUUUGAAAUUGCUUUGGAAAACUGUCCUACGCAUAGAAACGCCAGAAAAUACCUCUGUCAGACGCUUGUGGAGAGAGGCGGGCAGUUGGAAGAGGAAGACAAACUAGUAAAUGCAGAGAAUUACUAUAAAAAAGCCUUAAGUUUGGAUGAGACUUUUCAGGAAGCAGAAGAGGCCUUAACGAAACUCCGUAAGCAUAUGCAGAAAUCUUUGGAAAUGAGGGAGAAACAAGCUGCCAAAGAAGAGAGACAGAAAGAAAAGAAAAUAGAAACAAGUGCAGAAAAAUUGCGUAAGCUCUUAAAGGAAGAAAAAAGGUUGAAGAAGAAAAGGAAAGUAUCAACCUCCUCCUCCUCCUCCUCCUCCUCUUCUUCCUCAAGUGAUUCAUCAGACGUAUCAGUUUCUUCUUCCUCUUCCUCUGAUCACAAGAAACGUAGGAAAAAGCGUCGGAAUAAAUCCGAGUCUGCCCGCAGCUCCAAAAAAUGCUCAUCUAGAGCUUCUUCCCAUUAUAAAGAUCAGGUUAGGAAAGAGGAGUGGUAUUCGCCUCCGGCUGAUACCUCUGCUUCCUUUCUUAACCAAAAUUUUGAAGUGGAGAAACUGCUGGAAAGUCAGGAGAGCUUAGUGUGCCCAAAAUCAGAGGGAAAAGAGAAAGACAGACACUGUUCUUUUUCGAGGACUUCAGGUGAUGAUGAAGACACUUUUGGAGGUAGGUCUGAAGAUUCAGGAGAUUCUUACAGUAGCUCCAGAGCUUUGCCAAGUAGUAGCAAAACUGAAAAAUAUGGUAAACCAGGUAGAUUUUUCUGUGGUCGGAGGGGUUCUUCAGGUUCGUAUCAUAGGUCAGAUGAUAAACCCAGGACGCAUUAUUUUAGGAGAUGGGAAAGGGACGUAGAGGGGAGAAGAGAGCAGUUUAAAAAACACAGCUCAGGUCAGGACAGGUAUUAUUACAUGUCUCCAUCAGGGUCUGACUACUCCGGCAGGUGGGUGGGAAGGUGCAGGUCAUAUUCCAGCAGCUGCUCACGGGAAGGUGAUCAAGGUUACGAUGGCGAUAGGCAUGCGUCAGGUCAGCAUAAAAAUGAGAGCGAGUGUAAGAAUAGGAAAGAAAGUUGUGAGGACACUAACAGCACAAAGGAACCCGACAAGGAAAUGUCUUUAAAUGGUACAGCACAAACAGAAGGCGGCGUUAAAAGAAACCUGCCCCAGAACUUAGUUAAUAUAUUCAAUCAGAUAGCCGAGUUUGAGAGGGAAAAAGGAAGUAAGCAAAAGAAACAGUGA